UACCCUCCACUCCUUCACUCAUUUUCCCAGAGACAUCUUCACAGACAAGUAAACCCGAAACGAAGGACUACAGCCCCAUCGACGACAAGGAAAUCAAUCCAAGAUGAAGGUCAAAGUGCUAUCACGGUCAUUGGAUAAUUUCAUGCCGAUUGCCCAUGGGGCACCAGCGCCGAUCCACAAGAAUCUAGACCCUACGCUCCACCCACAUUCACGUGCACGAGAGUACACCCGUGCGGUGACGGCAACGAAGUUGAACCGGAUGUUUGCGAAGCCGUUUGUGGGUCAACUGGAUGGCCAUCGAGACAGCGUAUACACGAUGGCCAAGGAUCCGCUCAAGUUAACUCAAGUCGCUUCUGGCUCAGGAGAUGGGGACGUCAGGGUGUGGGAUCUGGCUAAUCGGAUCUCGACGAUCAGCCUGAAGGACGCACACAAAGGCAAAGUGACCGGCCUGACGUUUCUUCCUAACCGGUACAUCGGCGAAGGCCGUUCGAAGACCUACGACCAAUCACAAGCCUCCUCUUCAAAGCGCCUCUCAUUACUCGAUCCUAGUGGCUUAUUGGAUGAGGAGGAAGGAAUCAAUGAAGAUAUUCUGGCAGACCUGAAGGAAAAUGAAGAACUACAUGAAGCAGAAGAACGUACGAGCAGGCUGGGGAGUAGGAAACUAUUGAGCUGUGGGAUCGACAAGGUGGUCAAGAUGUGGGACAUCGGUCCAGGUGCCAACUUCGAAUCCGAACAGGAUCGAUUGGUGAUGACUUAUCAAGGAAAGCAUGGUUUUAACUCUAUCGAUCACCAUCGCCAUCAACCUUUAUUCGUCACCGCCAGCGAUAGGAUUCAGCUAUGGGAUGUCACUAAAUCCUCACCUCUGUCCGAUGUGUCCUGGAAUUCUUCUCGAGCCGAGGGAAGCACAUCUAAGUCCAGCGACAAUUACUCGGGAGAACAAAUAGCAUGUGUGACAUUUUCACCCUCCGAGACGAGCGUGCUAGCCUCCUCGGGCUCCUCCUCGAAUCGGGCGAUCACCCUCUACGAUCUAAGGUCGAAUAAGUCAUUGGGUCAACUGAUCAUGAAGAUGCGAGUCAACUGUCUGAAGUUCAACCCCCAGCAACCUUCAACCUUAUUAGCUGGCGGCGAAGAUCAUCAGCUGUACACUUUUGAUAUCAGAUACAUGGGUUCUGCGACUCAGGUUUUCAAGGACCAUGUUGGACCUGUGAUGUCAUGUGACUGGUCGCCAACCGGCCGAGGAUUUGUGUCUGGCUCAUAUGAUAGAACCUUAAGACUAUGGUCGACGUCAGACACGACUCUGCACAAAAAGGGACGCUCGACAGAUGUUUACCACACCAAGCGGAUGCAGCGGAUCUUUGCUUCUCUCUACAGUUGUGAUAGCCAGUACGUCCUCAGCGGUAGUGAUGACGGGGCGGUCCGGAUCUGGAAGGCCGGCGCUUCUGAGCCGGUUGGCGUUAAAAGUGGCCGCGAGCUUGCCGCGAAAGAGUACCGGGAUCAGCUCAGACAGAAAUGGUCUAGCAUCGACACUGUCUCUAAAAUUGAGAGACAAAGAUAUCUACCUAAGCCGAUCUACCAUGCUCAAAAGCUGCGGACAGAGAUGCUCGAAGCACGUGCGAAAAAGGAAGACAAUCGUCAAGCUCAUUCCUCGAGCAAAAAACGUAAAAAUCUGGCGUCUUCUGAUCGUGAAAAUGAUAAGAAAAAAGCCAAAUCUGGCAAACCAAAAGUCAUCAAUGAACGCAAGAAAGGCUUGUUGGCUAUCCAAGAAUGAUGAUCUGCCUCUUCCUCCCCGGUUGCUCUCCCUCUCUUAAUCCCCCUCACUCGAGUCUUUUUUGGCAAGAUUUUGUUUUUGUCUUGUCAGGGACAGAUUAGGUGUACCCUGGCUUUCUAUGGCUUGCUUUUGUUUCUUGUGAAUUUGUUUGUAAUUGUAAUACCCCUCAAGAUAAAAACAUGCUUACAGAUCUUUGAAUAAAUAAUAUAAGAACAAAUCACAUGUGGAACCGAAGAAGAACAGAUCUCGCUGUAUUA
This is a messenger RNA of Puccinia graminis f. sp. tritici CRL 75-36-700-3, 2025 nucleotides long. RefSeq lists its product as uncharacterized. Gene Ontology annotation, molecular function: protein binding. Lineage: Eukaryota; Fungi; Basidiomycota; Pucciniomycetes; Pucciniales; Pucciniaceae. The record is from RefSeq and is a predicted model, not a curated record. Gene Ontology annotation, biological process: maturation of SSU-rRNA from tricistronic rRNA transcript (SSU-rRNA, 5.8S rRNA, LSU-rRNA). The transcript is spliced from 6 exons. The coding region runs from base 104 to 1768 and encodes 554 amino acids. Gene Ontology annotation, cellular component: small-subunit processome; nucleolus.